Messenger RNA from Drosophila guanche, 1218 nucleotides. Its product is annotated as zinc finger Ran-binding domain-containing protein 2. The record is from RefSeq and is a predicted model, not a curated record. Gene Ontology annotation, molecular function: RNA binding; lipopolysaccharide binding. The transcript has 3 exons. Lineage: Eukaryota; Metazoa; Arthropoda; Insecta; Diptera; Drosophilidae. The coding region runs from base 143 to 997 and encodes 284 amino acids. Gene Ontology annotation, biological process: RNA processing.
CUGAACAUUAUACAUGUUAUUCGUAUACAGAAUUAAUUAAUUUUAUACAAUUGUAUAAAAGUCGUUUAAAUGCUUCAACUAAGAGUUGAGAAGAGCUAAGAGUCCUAAGUGGCAUCCAGAGAAGCUACAGUCGAGCUUAGACAUGUCCACAACGUCUAAUGGGAGUGGCGGGGCAGCAGGCGGCACCAGCAGCGGCGGCGUCGUCUCGCCUGGUGAUUGGAUUUGCCCGGAUUAUGACUGUCGGCAUCUGAAUUUUGCACGCCGCACGCAAUGCAAUAAAUGCAAUCACGACCGUGAUAGCAUUGAUAAGCCAGAGCGCGACCGUGACCGGGGCAAUGGCAGUAGCAGCAGCAGCAGUAGCUCCAGCAAGAAGAAGCUGGGCACCGAGAUCGGGAAAGCGGCAGCGGACAAGUCCCGGGGGCUCUUCAGCGCCGAGGACUGGCAAUGCGCCAAGUGUGCGAACGUGAACUGGGCCAGGCGGCAGACCUGCAACAUGUGUAAUUCGCCCAAGUUUACGGAUUCAGAGGAGCGAACUGGCUUUGGCGGUGGCUACAAUGAUCGUGGAGUUGUCGAGUACAAGGAUCGGCAGGAGUCGGACAGCGAGUAUGAUGAGUUUGGGCGCCGUAAGAAGCGGAAGAGCCAUGAAGACCGUGAUGGGCCAAAGCGAGCAAGGAGGGCCAGCGACGCUGGGGAGGAUGAGGAAGAGGACGACGAUGAUGAUGAUGGUGAUCUGUCCAAGUAUGAUCUAUGGGGUGACAAUGAAGUAACCUCAUCCGAAGUCAACAGCAAGCAGCCAACGGACAAUGGCAGCAGGGACAUCAAGGGGAGCAAAAGGGCCUCUCGCGAUUCCACAUCGUCCGUAUCAUCCUCGUCCUCGUCGAGCUCGUCUAGCUCUAGCGACUCGUCAUCAUCGUCGUCAUCCUCGAGCAGCUCGAACAGCAGUGGGUCGACCAGCAGGCGUGGCAAGAAGCGCACUGCAUCGCCCAGCAGACAUUAGCUAAAUUUGAUUGCGUUUUUCGCUUCUCUUCACUUAUCGCGGAGGGGAUAUUUAUUUGUUUAUUUAUUUCAUUUACAAACUCUGCGCUGCCCCCGAACAUGACAUGCAAAAUAAGGUCAACAAAUUAUUCUAAAACAUAUAAUAAAACCCAUAAUUUAAGAGCAUCAGCAUUCACAUUUAUUGUAAGACACAAUAAUAUAAAGGAAUUGGGCCUAAUUGAA